Messenger RNA from Hibiscus syriacus, 1805 nucleotides. RefSeq names its product polyamine oxidase 1-like. Gene Ontology annotation, molecular function: polyamine oxidase activity. The transcript has 11 exons. The record is from RefSeq and is a predicted model, not a curated record. Gene Ontology annotation, biological process: polyamine catabolic process. Lineage: Eukaryota; Viridiplantae; Streptophyta; Magnoliopsida; Malvales; Malvaceae. The coding region runs from base 103 to 1572 and encodes 489 amino acids.
AAACUCAAAACGCAACAACCAAGUUCAAUUCCAUUCCUUUUCUUUUCUUUUCUUCUCUUCUCUUCUCUUCAUAUCUUUAUUCUUUGUUUUUUCUUUUCUUUUAUGGAAUCCUCUCAUCGGUCGUCCAUUAUCGUAAUCGGAGCCGGCGUCUCCGGUUUAUCAGCGGCGAAGGUCUUGGCCGAGAAUGGAAUUGGGGAUUUGUUGAUCUUGGAAGCAUCUGAUAGAAUUGGCGGUAGGAUCCGGAAAGAGAAGUUCGGAGACGUCUCAGUGGAGCUGGGAGCGGGUUGGAUUGCCGGUGUAGGUGGCAAAGAGUCCAAUCCGGUUUGGGAGAUAGCCGCGAAAUUAGGCAUCCGGACCUGCUUCUCUGACUACAGCAAUGCUCGCUUUAACAUCUACGAUCGGAGCGGGAAGAUAUUUCCGAGUGGAAUCGCCGCCGACUCGUACAAGAAAGCGGUGGACUCUGCUAUUCAGAAACUAAAGGGCGUCGAGUCAAACAGUGUUGAAGAUGCCACCAAUAGAACCGACUUUUCUUUAACACCGAAGACUCCAAUAGAGCUCGCAAUUGACUUUAUCUUGCACGAUUUUGAGAUGGCAGAGGUAGAGCCGAUAUCAACAUACGUAGAUUUUGGGGAAAGAGAGCUUUUGGUGGCAGAUGAAAGAGGUUAUGAGUAUUUACUGUAUAAAAUGGCUGAGGAAUUUCUAUUUACCUCGGAGGGGAAAAUCCUGGACAAUCGCCUUAAACUCAACAAGGUUGACAGAGAAUUACAGCAAUCGAGAAACGGCGUCACGGUGAAAACAGAGGAUGGUUGCUUUUACGAAGCUGACUACGUGAUUUUGUCUGCUAGCAUUGGUGUUCUCCAAAGCGACCUCAUUUCCUUCAGGCCACCCUUGCCCAGGUGGAAAACAGAAGCCAUUGAGAAAUGUGAGGUGAUGGUGUAUACAAAGAUCUUCCUCAAGUUUCCGUAUAAGUUCUGGCCUUGCGGGCCUGGAAAGGAGUUCUUCAUAUAUGCUCACGAGAGAAGAGGCUAUUACACAUUUUGGCAGCACAUGGAGAACGCAUACCCUGGUUCAAAUAUUUUGGUCGUAACAUUGACGAAUGAUGAAUCAAAACGUGUUGAAUCUCAAUCCGAUGAAGAGACGUUGAAGGAAGCAAUGGUUGUUCUUAGAGACAUGUUCGGGCCCAAAAUACCCGAUGCCACUGAUGUACUUGUUCCCCGCUGGUGGAAUAACAGGUUCCAGCGUUGCAGUUACAGCAACUACCCUAUGAUCUCUAAUAACCAAGUAAUUAGUGACAUUAAGGCCCCAGUAGGACGCAUAUUCUUUACUGGUGAACACACAAGUGAAAGAUUCAAUGACUAUGUGCACGGUGGACACCUUGCAGGUAUCGACACAGGGGAAACUGUACUGGAAGAGAUAAGGAAGGAUGAAAUACGGAACGAAAACUUCCUGCUAGAGCCCUUGCUAGCAUUAACAUUAACUCAGGCGGAUGCAGUCUCACGUCUCCAUAAAUGUGACGUUCCCACACAAUUGUAUCUAAGCAGCAAGCUCGGCAUUCCCGAAGCAAUAUUAUGACUAUAUGGACCGGACUUUGACAGCUCAACGAUGCCGAAUCGUGAAGGAUGGUUUGCAGCCAAAUGUAGAUCAGCCCUUUACAAUCCACGAGGUGAAAUUAAAGAAAAAGUAUGCCUAAAGUGGGUAUUGCAUGCCAAAUUUGUAUCGAUGGAUGGGAGUGGGAAAUGAGGGCAAAAAUGAAAUCACAUGUCGUAGUGGGAAUCAAUAGAUGAAGGAAAUGAAAGCCAAAAUGA